Messenger RNA from Hypanus sabinus (Atlantic stingray), 1635 nucleotides. Its product is annotated as collagen alpha-1(I) chain-like. The transcript has 4 exons. The record is from RefSeq and is a predicted model, not a curated record. Lineage: Eukaryota; Metazoa; Chordata; Chondrichthyes; Myliobatiformes; Dasyatidae. The coding region runs from base 115 to 1110 and encodes 331 amino acids.
GCAGGAAACGCCAUUGAACGGAGCAGAAGCCGGAAGCGGGUGGACUCCCGUCCACCGGCCGCGGCAAUACAGCCCGGGUUUUGCGGGAAACUGUGAUCGAUCGCAGUGCCAGUGAUGAGGCGGCGGCGGUUCCUGCUCGUCCCCUUGUUGCUGUUAUGCGGUUCCCUGCUGGCCUCUCCGCAACCCCAGGACAAGAGCAACAAUGUAGGGAAUGAGCCCGACCCGAAAUCAGUAGGGAAGAAUGGAGCCCUGGAACCAGCAGGGAAGGAGGGAGGCCCGGAACCAGGGAAGAAGGGGAGCCCGAAGCCAACAGAGGAGGAUGGAACCCCGGAACCAGUAGGGAAGAAUGGGGGCCCGGAACCAGUAGGGAAGGAGGGGAGCCUGGAGCCAACAGAGGAGGAUGGAGCCCCGGAAGCAGUAGGGAAGAGUGGAGCCCCUGAACCAGUAGGGAAGAGUGGAGCCCCUGAACCAGUAGGGAAGGAGGGCGGCCCGGAACCAGUAGGGAAGAAUGGGGGCCCGGAACCAGUAGGGAAGGAGGGGGUCCCAGAACCAGUAGGGAAGGAGGGGGUCCCAGAACCAGUAGGGAAGAAUGGGGGCCCGGAACCAGUAGGGAAGGAGGGGAGCCCGGAGCCAACAGAGGAGGAUGGAGCCCCAGAACCAGUAGGGAAGAAUGGGGGCCCGGAACCAGUAGGGAAGGAGGGGGGCCCGGAACCAGUAGGGAAGGAGGGGAGCCCGGAGCCAACAGAGGAGGAUAGAGCCCCAGAACCAGUAGGGAAGGAGGGGGGCCCGGAACCAGUAGGGAAGGAGGGGAGCCCAGAGGUGGUGGCAGAGGGAGCUGAGGACAAAGAGGUGGACAAGACCCCGGGUGCCGUCGAGCUCGGCCCUGGCAACCUGGGGCCGAAGGCUGACGUUGUUUUGGUGCCCCAGGACGAGCCUGAGAGCAGCCACUUCUUCGCCUACCUGGUCACUACCGCCGUCAUCGUGGCCAUCCUGUAUGUCACCUACCACAAUAAACGCAAGAUUAUCGCUGUUGUUAUUGAGGGUCGCCGUUCUAAAGCGGCUCGGCGUCCAAAAACCACCGAGUACCAACAGCUGAACCAGAAGAUUUAAAGUGGAUCAGUGUGGAACGACCGCGACUCCCCCUCGAGAGACAGGAAACCUUCAGCCCGUUGGACUCUGCGGCGCCUUGCUCCGAGCAACAGCUGGACUGCCUCACCUCAGGGAAAUUCGGGGAGGGGUGUGGGAGGCAGUGGGGCUGACACAGUAGGUGGGAUAAUUGGGAGGGUGGGGGUUGAUGAUGGUGGUUCAUCCCUGCUGGACCCGGUGGGGGUGGCGGGUGUGCUGAGCCGCUGGGGAAGGACCGGCCGGGUUGUUAGGCCCUUUCCCCAAAGCAGCCAUGAGGACAGUAAUCUGCUACUGGCCCCUGGUUACGAGCCCGGCUUCACCCCCACCCCCCACCCCAUUACACUUGCACGCUUUCUUUUGCACUUACGGCUAGAAAUGGCGACGAUCUGCGGCAGGGCAUCACGCCUCUGUCCUGGGAAGGUUGGUGAGCCCUAUCCCGUGAAACGGGUGCCACCGGCCUCCUGUGAAGUUGAAUGUUUCUAAUGAGAAUUAAAUGAAACCUGUGGCCUC